Phacochoerus africanus (Common warthog) is the source of this 4013-nucleotide messenger RNA. It is a transcript of the gene MCM6, whose product is annotated as minichromosome maintenance complex component 6. Gene Ontology annotation, cellular component: MCM complex; nucleus. Bases 81 to 2546 code for a protein of 821 amino acids. Gene Ontology annotation, biological process: mitotic DNA replication; double-strand break repair via break-induced replication; DNA replication initiation. Lineage: Eukaryota; Metazoa; Chordata; Mammalia; Artiodactyla; Suidae. The transcript is spliced from 17 exons. The record is from RefSeq and is a predicted model, not a curated record. Gene Ontology annotation, molecular function: single-stranded 3'-5' DNA helicase activity; ATP binding; single-stranded DNA binding.
GCGCAAAGCGGCAUCGUCUAGGGAGAAGGUACUCUUGGCGAUCGAGCGUGGCGCCGGCGGCUCCUUAGCGCUCGGCAGCCAUGGACCUCGCGGCGGCAGCGGAACCGGGCGCCGGCAGCCAGCACUUAGAAGUCCGCGACGAGGUGGCCGAAAAGUGCCAGAAAUUGUUCCUAGACUUCUUGGAGGAAUUCCAGAACAGCGAUGGAGAAAUUAAGUACUUGCAGUUAGCUGAGGAACUAAUUCGUCCUGAGAGAAACACAUUGGUUGUGAGUUUUGUGGACCUGGAGCAAUUUAACCAGCAACUUUCUACCACUAUUCAAGAGGAGUUCUAUAGGGUUUACCCUUACCUAUGUCGCGCUUUGAAAACGUUUGUCAAAGACCGUAAAGAGAUUCCCCUGGCCAAGGAUUUUUAUGUUGCAUUCCAAGACCUUCCUACCAGACACAAAAUUCGAGAACUUAACUCAUCUAGAAUUGGUUUGCUCACUCGCAUCAGUGGGCAGGUAGUACGGACUCACCCGGUUCACCCAGAGCUUGUGAGCGGAACUUUCCUGUGCUUGGACUGUCAAACAGUGAUCAGGGACGUAGAACAGCAGUUCAAGUACACACAGCCAAACAUCUGCCGAAAUCCAGUUUGUGCCAAUAGAAAGAGAUUCCUGCUAGAUACAAAUAAAUCAAGAUUUGUUGAUUUUCAAAAGGUUCGUAUUCAAGAGACUCAAGCUGAGCUUCCCCGAGGGAGUAUCCCCCGCAGCUUAGAAGUGAUCUUGAGGGCUGAAGCUGUGGAGUCAGCUCAAGCUGGUGACAAGUGUGACUUCACAGGAACGCUGAUUGUUGUGCCUGACGUGUCUAAGCUUAGCACACCAGGAGCACGUGCAGAAACUAAUUCCCGUGUGAAUGGUGUUGAUGGAUAUGAGACAGAAGGCAUUCGAGGACUCCGGGCCCUUGGUGUUAGGGACCUUUCAUAUAGGCUGGUCUUUCUUGCGUGCUGUGUUGCACCGACCAAUCCAAGGUUUGGAGGAAAAGAGCUCCGAGAUGAGGAGCAGACUGCUGAGAGCAUUAAAAACCAAAUGACUGUGAAGGAGUGGGAGAAGGUGUUUGAAAUGAGUCAAGAUAAAAAUCUAUACCACAAUCUUUGCACAAGCCUGUUUCCUACUAUACAUGGCAAUGAUGAAGUAAAACGAGGUGUCUUGCUGAUGCUCUUUGGUGGUGUUCCAAAAACAACAGGGGAAGGGACCUCUCUUCGAGGGGACAUAAACGUUUGCAUUGUUGGUGACCCGAGUACAGCUAAGAGCCAGUUUCUCAAGCAUGUGGAGGAAUUCAGUCCCAGAGCUGUCUACACCAGUGGCAAAGCGUCCAGUGCUGCUGGCUUAACAGCAGCUGUUGUGAGAGAUGAAGAAUCUCAUGAGUUUGUCAUUGAGGCUGGAGCUUUGAUGCUGGCUGAUAAUGGUGUAUGUUGUAUUGACGAAUUUGAUAAGAUGGAUGUGCGGGAUCAAGUUGCUAUUCAUGAAGCUAUGGAACAACAGACCAUCUCCAUCACUAAAGCAGGAGUGAAGGCUACUCUGAAUGCCAGGACGUCCAUUUUGGCAGCAGCAAACCCGAUCAGUGGACACUAUGACAGAUCAAAGUCAUUGAAACAGAAUAUAAAUUUGUCAGCUCCUAUCAUGUCCCGAUUUGAUCUCUUCUUUAUACUUGUGGAUGAAUGUAAUGAGGUCACAGAUUAUGCCAUUGCCAGGCGAAUAGUAGACUUGCAUUCAAGAAUUGAGGAUUCAAUUGAUCGUGUCUAUUCCCUUGAUGAUAUCAGGAGGUAUCUUCUUUUUGCAAGACAGUUUAAACCCAAGAUUUCUAAAGAGUCAGAGGACUUCAUAGUGGAACAGUAUAAACGCCUUCGCCAGAGGGAUGGUUCUGGAGUAACCAAGUCUUCAUGGAGGAUUACAGUGCGACAGCUCGAGAGCAUGAUCCGUCUUUCUGAAGCAAUGGCUCGGAUGCACUGCUGUGAUGAGGUCCAGCCUAAACAUGUGAAGGAAGCUUUCAGGUUACUGAAUAAAUCAAUCAUCCGUGUAGAAACACCUGAUGUCAAUCUGGAUCAGGAAGAAGAUGCCCAGAUGGAGGUAGAUGAGAGUCCAGAUGGCAUCAAUGGUCAUGCUGAUAGCCCUGCUCCUGUAAAUGGAAUCAACGGCCAUAGUGAAGACAUGAAUCAAGAUUCUGUUCCGAAAGCCUCCUUAAAGCUGGGCUUCUCUGAAUACUGCCGAAUCUCUAAUCUUAUUGUGCUUCACCUCAGAAAGAUGGAAGAAGAAGAGGAUGAGUCAGCAUUAAAGAGGAGUGAGCUUGUUAACUGGUACCUGAAGGAAAUUGAAUCAGAAAUAGAUUCUGAAGAAGAACUGAUAAAUAAAAAGAGAAUCAUAGAGAAAGUCAUUUAUCGACUCACCCACUACGAUCAUGUUCUAAUUGAGCUCACCCAAGCUGGAUUGAAAGGCUCCACAGAAGGAAGUGAGAGCUAUGAAGAAGACCCCUACUUGGUCGUUAACCCUAACUACUUGCUUGAAGAUUGAGCUAUUGAAGGUAACCAGAGAAAAUGGGGUCCUAUACCUGUAGCCUGGAGUCUGGAUGGAGUUCUGCUGGCCAGAGAAAUGCUUCUGGGAGUGAUGCUUCAAGAAGAUACACUUUGAGGAAGAAAAACCAACUUGAUGGUCUUGUGUGUCUCAUUUUUGUCAUAUACUUUUAUACCAGCACAGUUUUUAUCCUUUUGUUUAGUGUGCUUCUUGUCUGAAUGAAGUUUGAUGACAAUUAUGUGUUGUUCUUAUAACUAAGACCUUUGUUUUCAUGUGUAGGAAAAGGUUCAUUGCUUUUACGGUGUGUGUUAUCCUAUUGGGGAAAUAACUUUUUAAAAUUGCCAACCCCUACUUUUUUCUGCUGUUAUCUAUUGGAUAUAUUUCUAGUCUACUAAAAUUAAUGCUUCCAUUUAUUCAUGAAAAUGAGUCUUUCCCUUUUUGCUUGAUAUGGGGCAAGAGGGUAGAAACACAGCAUUAUAGUAAACAUGUAGGAAUAGGUUCCUGUGAAGAGAAGUCCUUAUUAAAAUUUGUUAGUAUGAAUGUAAAACGUGUUGGAGAUGACUUUUCGAGGUUAAUUCCAAUUCUCUUUGUUUUAUUUUGAUUUAAGAUAGUUUGUGAAAAUAAAAGGUUUAUUAUACUUUUUUUAUUACACUUUAAUUUUUUAAACUUCUAUAUCAUAGCAAGCUCUCAGAAUUAUUUUCUAAUUGCUUUUUUUAGUGAUAGUUUGUCAUUUUUUAUAUUAUAAACCACUCCUAAAUUUUAGGGCUUUCUUCUAGGAACAAAGUAUUGCUUUUUAUAAUACUAACAGUCCCUGAGGUUUAACUAUGAUCAGUAUGUUCAUGAUGUAGAAGUUCCUAUUGUUGUAGCUUUUGACAACAGGUGAUAUUCUGGGGCCUGUGAGGCCAGUUGGGAAAUGUUUACUGUGGUAUAUGAGUUCACUAAUAGAAACUUCACAUUCCAUUGGCUUGAAAGCAGACGGGUAUAGGAGACUGGAAAUGGAUCAAGAAGUUAUGCAAUUAGUGGAUACAGGAUAUAAGCUCCUGUGAAAACUGCAUUCUUAGUAAUGGCUGUAGGAGAGGCAAUUGGGACAAGGAAAUCUCAGUAUACAGGAUUCAGGCUUCCUGUUGAGACAGGAGAUGCUAGUAUAAGGCAUGGACUUCAUUCUGUAACAGGUGAUAGGAAGAAUAAGUAGUGAAAACCCAGGAGACAACAAGAAAGAGCCCCUUCCCUGCACUGAAUUCAAGCUUGAUAAAGAAAAUGGGGUGGGGAGGUUCUGAAAAGAGAAACAGCUUGACAGGAAUUUGAAUUUGAGUUUGAUCAAAUAUUGAACUAAAGGAUAGUGUGUAGCCCAGGAAAGAUGAUUUCCUUUGUGGUGAACCUGUCCUCUCCUCAUUUCUGCUGUUAAGAGUGGGGAUUCUGGAGCAAAAUAAGACCAUCAAUACAACUAAAAUCAGUUUUUUUUUUUCA